Messenger RNA from Exophiala spinifera, 1464 nucleotides. RefSeq lists its product as uncharacterized. Bases 1 to 1464 code for a protein of 487 amino acids. Lineage: Eukaryota; Fungi; Ascomycota; Eurotiomycetes; Chaetothyriales; Herpotrichiellaceae. The transcript is spliced from 2 exons. Gene Ontology annotation, biological process: ubiquitin-dependent protein catabolic process. The record is from RefSeq and is a predicted model, not a curated record. Gene Ontology annotation, cellular component: COP9 signalosome.
AUGGAGAAGCUCUUGGAGCUGAGCGCAGCGCUCACCCCGCAGUUGCAGGCGCAGGACGAAGAUCAAUACGACAGAAUAGCGCUGGGUCUAGUCUCCGCGUUGAAUAAACACCCUUGGCAAGAUCAACCUCCUGUGAAGAGCGAGGACCUUGAUGGUAUCCCUUCUGCCGACACCAUUCUCUUCUCCUACUUCCUUGUCGCUGCAAUAGAGGCAGCCAGCGCAGGUGGAAAAGCCGCCUCGAGACAAUUACCUGCAGCCGUCUUACAAGGAGGAUCGUUGUGGCGUCAUAUCACUCAGUUCCUUUUCGACUUCGAUCCGGUCCAGGCGAGAUACUGUGGGGCACACUUGCUAAAAGUACUCGACUGCGUGGCAACUGGAGCUGAACAGACUGAGGACUACGACCUCCCCAUACAGUUGUUACGCGAUUCUAUUCUACGAUUAGACGAUACCUCUUCCACCCUGACCUCCACACAUCUCACCUUCGUACGAAUAUGUCUCUUAUCACAUGCAUGCUACCGUAGCACCGAUAUUCUCAGCAUGCCAAUCGGUCACAUUCCAAUAUCGCACAACGAAACCCAUGGGCCCAACAACAUAUGCUCAGCUUCCCAGCCACCUUGGAAAUACCUUACUCCAGCCACGGGCCUGACUCAGCCGGUCACGAAUCGCAUGUUCAUGGAAUAUUACCUCCUCGGCGGUCUUUGUUAUAUGACAGAAGGACGAUAUCGAGAAGCCUUAUUCUUCCUUGAAGUCGUCAUCUCGACCCCGACAGUGCCCAACGUGGCCAGCUUGAUCAUGGUCGAGGCAUACAAGAAGUGGCUUCUUGUUGGCCUUCUCCUUGAUGGUGUUGCCCGAACAGCCCCCAAGUACGCGUCCGCGAGUGCAAUGAGGUACAUUCGAGCUAUUGCGAGACCGUACGAAUGUGUGGUAGAGGCAUUCAAGGCGAACAAUAUCGAUCGUCUACGUCAAGAGAUAGAGGCCGGGCUUGGCGUGUGGCAAGAAGACGGAAACUAUGGACUCAUGGUUAAGGUCUUUCAGUCCUACCGCAGACUCUCGAUCGAGAGAAUCGGUAAGAUGUUCGAAGCAGUUCCGAUUGCCGAGAUUGCAGCGAGGACCUCGCCCAACCCGAACGACAUUGACGAAACAAAGUCUUACAUUGAAUCAAUGAUUCUUAAGAGACAACUUAAGGCCGUAUUCAUAUCUUCCGAGAAAGGAGACAUGCUACGAUUCUCGCCGGAAGAACAGAAAGCCGAGACCAGUAUUAAACACUUUCUGGGAUGGCAGAUACGAGACCUUGAAGACCUCCUGACACAGGUGAAGGACACCGAUCAUCGCCUUGGACUGAGUAAAGAAUAUAUUGAGUUCUUGAAGAAACUCAAGAAAAUCCAGGAUGAUGAGAAGAGGGGCGGUUCUUCCAGCAAGGCACGGGCUGACGACGUCGAUGAGGACAUGAUGGAAGAGUACUAG